CAAAAUCAAAAGAAAAGAAACGAAAAAAAAAAUCGGACGAACGAGACACUCUCGCCACGGUCAGGCGCCACAGCGGGGCAGAAUGAUGCCGCCGGCGGCGCUCGUCCGGCGCCUGACCACGGCCGCGGCGCCGCUCUCCGACCUCACGGACGCGCUCCUCGCCACCCGCCUCGCCAACCACCUCCUCACCACGCCGCACAUCCCGCCGGCCCUCCUGCCCGCCGCGCCGCUGCCGCUCCCCGUCCGCCUCCACGUCCUCCGCCACCCGGCCCUCCCGCCCACCUCCAAGCUCUCCUUCUUCCUCGCCGCCACGCCGCCCGCCUCCCCGCACCUCGCCGCCACCUUCCCCGUCCUGCUCCGCGCGCUCGCCACGCACUCCCCUCCGCUCCUCGACGCGCUCCUCCCCUUCGCGCUCUCCUCCCCGUCCCCCGACGCCCUCCUGCCCCGCCUGCUCUCCGCGCUCCUCUCCGCCUCCCGCCUCGACGCCGCGCUCGCACUCCUCCAAGACGCCCCUCCCGACCUCCUCCCCCGCCUCGCCGCCGCCGCCAUCCCUUCCCUCAUCGCCUCCCCUGACCCCAUCUCCGCCGUCCCCGCCAUCCGCAGGCUGCUUCCCAUCGCCUCCCACCCGCCUCACGUCCGAGCCACCAACCGCCUCCUCCUCGCCUUGUCCAAGGAGAACCUCCACGAUGACUUCUGCCAUGUGUUCGACGAAAUGUCAAGGAGGGGCCUUCCUUCCAACUUGAGGUUCUACAACAUUUGCAUCCACGCCUUCGGCAAGUGGAAGCGCCUGGAUAAGUCCCUCAAGCUCUUCGCGGCCAUGAAAGCUGCCUCUCCUCCGCUUGUGCCAGAUAUAUGCACGUACAAUUCGGUCAUACGUGUGCUUGUGAUCGGCGGGAGGGUGGCUGACGCUUUGGUGGUCUUUGAUGAAAUGAAGUUGGCUGGGAUCCACCCAGACGUGUUCACUUACCGCGCAGUCGUGGAUGGGUGCUGCAAGAGUUUCAGGAUGGAUGACGCACUGCGUCUGUUUCAGGAGAUGCGCGGGGGCACCGGGCUGAAGGGGGAUGUCGUCGUGUACAAUUCGCUUCUGGAUGGACUCUUCAAAGCAAAGAGGCUUGAUGAGGCAUGUGGUUUUUUCGAGACAAUGGUGGCGGAUGGGAUCCAAUGCUCAGCGAGCACACACAACACCGUGAUCGAUGGGCUGUUCAAGAACGGGAGGGCAGAAGCUGCAUGUCGGCUGUUCUAUGAGCUAAGGAAGAAAGGUCAGCUAUUGGAUGGGAUUGCAUACAGUAUUAUGGUAAGGGAGUUCUGCAAGGAGGGCACAGGGGACCAAGUUGCAGAGGCAGUCAGUUUGGUCAAGGAGAUGGAAGAUCGGGGCUUUGUUAUUGAUUUGGUUACCGUUACAUCAUUACUUCUAGGUUUUAACAAGAGUAGACGGUGGGAUUUGGAAGAGAAGAUAGUGAAGAUCAUAAGAGAUAGCUCUGUCUUGCCAGAUGCCAUCCGAUGGAAGUCCAACAUGAUGGAUGCCUUGACAGGACCACAAGAUAGAGCGAAAGAUGGAACAUCAAUCUUUCCAUUUGAUGGUAAUAUGAACGAUGUGAUGAGUUUGCUCAAUCCUGCAGUAUGCACUGAUACAAAUGAAGGAACCACACAUAAUGAACCCAAGGAUGAUUGGUCUUUGUCCCCACACUUAGAUCAUCUUGCCAAACAUGCUGACCAUUCAAAUAAUUCUGCUAUAUUUACAGUACACAGAGGUCAGAGGGUGGAAGGCAUGGGGGGUAAAACUUUCGAUGCUGACAUGGUUAAUACAUAUAUGUCAAUCUUUUUGGCCAAAGGGAAGUUGAGUGUAGCCUGCAAGUUAUUUGAGAUCUUUACAAAUCUGGGAAGGAAAGGGACAAGUUAUACAUACAAUUCACUGAUGGCCUCAUUUGUCAAGAAGGGGUAUUUGAAGCAGGUCUGGGCAGUUCUUCACGAGAGGGGUGGACAGCUCUGCCCCAAUGACAUAGCAACAUACAAUCUGAUAAUUCAAGGUCUUGGCCAGAUGGGGAAAACAGAGGUUGCUAGCUCAAUCAUGGAACAAUUGUCAAAGAAAGGUGUUUACAUGGAUAUUGUUAUGUACAAUACUUUGAUCAAUCAAUUGGGAAAGGUCGGGAAGGUUGAAGAAGCAAACUGUUUGCUUGAGCAGAUUACCACAAGGGGCAUGAGACCAGAUCUUGUUACUUUUAAUACCUUGAUCAAUAUUAAUGCGAAAGCUGGUAGGUUGAAGGAAGCCGACAAGUAUUUGAGGAGGAUGAUUGCAGAAGGCAUUGCUCCAAAUCACGUAACGGAAACAAUAAUGAUUUUCCUUGAUAAGGAGAUUCAAAAGAAAAAACAGCAAUCUAAAUGAACUACUGAAAAAGCACGAAUAAUGUCAGUGCAACGAAGGCUUUUUCAAGAUACUAUAUUGGCGAAAAGGGACAGUUGUUGUGACAAACUCUAUGGAGAGGUAGCUCUGUUGUGAAUUGAAAAUGCCAUGAGAUGUACAAGAUUACAACGACACAAAUGAGCCAUGCAUCUUCCAGACAUUUGAGCACAUGAAACUGAAUAGGAGAUGCUGCAAAGUCACCGCAUUCAGGAAAACAUAACAAAUCAAAGCAUUGUAAAUGUGGGAACUGUUGUCUUCUGCUUGUAGCUUCGGGUUCUGUUAUGGUUUAUCGAAGCAGAGUGAUCAUUGCACUGAUUUACGUGACCUCAGACUACCUGAGCACUGAGCAGUCUCUCCCCUGCAAAGAGGUGAAAUGGAAAACAACUUCAGCCAGUUUUAGAAUCUUAUCGUUAAAGGAAUUUUUAGCAGUCAGCGAGCGGAAGGACUACACUUGAAGUCGUUAAGGAAUUCUGUUGUCCACUCAGAAAUUCGUCUUUGAGUGGUUCAGCACUCAGUUUGUUCUCUGAACCCUGUAGUGCCAAAAGAGACUUGAUACAGUGUGAAGGUGGAGGUCAAAAGAUGGACGGUUUUAGCUGUGAAUUAACACAAGUGGAGAACUGAUCUGGAUGUAUUGUGGGUGCUCUCACAUGUUAAACAUGCCUAGCAGAGUAACAGGAGUAGAAGCAAGGGUGUGUGCCAUGUGCAUUAUUGAAGUAUUGAGUGCUACGCAGAUAUGUUCCGUUUGGACUUCAUGUGCAGCAACAUUUCUGCUGCGUCCUUCAUCUCCUCUUUGAAUGUGUGGUUGCUAGACAACUGUAGCUUGAUAUCUGUGAGAUGGAUGACAUUAGUUUGCAAUUAAUUCCUAGCACAUUGGCAGGUUAGCAGUAACAUGAUAUUUUGAAGUAGAGGGGGGUUGUGGUUUGUGGAGAAAAACGUGAAUCCAAGAACAGUGGCAGCUGCUUUGCUGGGACUGGAAGCUGGCUGUUACUUCUAUGUAGCACUUCUCCAGGAUGCUGAAUUUCAGGCCGAUUCAGGCCCCAAGUCAAGUAACCAUGGAGGACAUGAAGCGCCUUUUGGUUCAGAUUGAGAAGAGAAUGUGAGUGGAGCUGUGUAACUUUGUCCGAUUUGCUAUGCACCACAUAUCUGAAGCAACAACCCUACGACUGUUUACUUCAGUUCUCAAUGUUCUUUGGUAAAUUGGUGCUACCAAUUCUACAUAGUAUAGACGAAUAAAACAAAUAUUUUGGGUGAAAUCCGAGUCUUUCCAGUUGACCUUCUGUGCGAUUGUUUUAAAUUACGAGGUUGCUUCGUAGCGGCAAUUGUCCGACGUUGUUUCUUGUGGCAACUGUAUAAUCCAAAUCCAGCAGUAACUUUUGGGUUGCUCAUCCUUUUACUGCAUCCUGACAAUGCUAAAUUAUUCAGAGCAAA
Molecule: messenger RNA, 3829 nt
Organism: Triticum aestivum (bread wheat)
Lineage: Eukaryota; Viridiplantae; Streptophyta; Magnoliopsida; Poales; Poaceae
Product: pentatricopeptide repeat-containing protein At4g01570
Exons: 3
Coding region: 83-2383 (766 amino acids)
Molecular function (GO): protein binding
Source: RefSeq, a predicted model, not a curated record